GUCCGCGCGUGCGACCUUCCUUCCGUGCAUCCGUCCAUCAAGACACAAAGACCUAGGCACCUCAGAAUGGAGUAGCCAUGGAGUGAAGAGUCCCAACACUAGUCUCCCAAGUUUUUGAGGUGGAAAAAAUACGGUAAGUUGUUGUGUAAGGGAAGUUCAAUGACAGAUCUGAGGCCUUAAUCUAAAGCACUUUGUUUCUGGUUUAGUUUUGCCCAAGUUUGACGUGACCGUAUACGCACCGCAGACCUACAGCGUUGCAGUUAUGGGACUGAAAGUUGAGUCUUGUGCCAAAUGUACAUAUGGCCAACCUGUACCUGGUCAAGCCUUAGUGGAAGUGUGCCGUGAUCCAUUUCCAUACAGUCUGAGUCAGACACUGUCUGAUCAAAUUAUGAAGCAAACAGUAAAGAUGAAUGCCACGGGCUGUGCCUCUCUUACUGUUGAUGUGUCGGUGUUUUUCAACACCAAAUUUGAAGACCAAAUGCAAGACACAUUUCUUGUAAAUGUUACUGAGGAGGGAACAGAUGUAAUGGUGUCAAUCUGCAAUGGUGUCCUUUACAAACAAAGCUGUAAAUCUCUUGGAGGGGAGCAACUGGUCCAACAAACUUCUGUUGAAUCUAACCACAAACAAGAAUGGACGGGCUGCGUUCUCCCUAAACACUGCUAAUCUUAAGGCUGAUCUGAAUCUGGUGAUACAAGUGACCGUGGCGUAUUCAUUUGUGGAGAGGCUGGUAGCUACAGCGCUGACAAUCUAUAUGGUCUUAUCCAAAGGAGUGAUCAUCCUCCAUGGAUUUCAGACGGUUAAAGCAAAGGCUGGUGAUGCAGUCACAAGUGGCUGUGUGACGUUCCAGUUGUCUUUCAGCGUUGAUUAUGGCUCCAGCAGUGCAGAUUCUGGUCCACAGCGUUCUUCCCAGUGAGAAUGUAGUUGCUGCUAGUGUGCCGUGUGACACUGAUAUGUAUUUCCAGAACCAGGUACUGUAUGAUGUGGCUAUUUUUCAA
Pimephales promelas (fathead minnow) is the source of this 996-nucleotide messenger RNA. The record is from RefSeq and is a predicted model, not a curated record. Lineage: Eukaryota; Metazoa; Chordata; Actinopteri; Cypriniformes; Leuciscidae.